CUGCCUCUCUUCUCCAUUCUCCACCUGCCCUUCGUAUUCUCGACCAUCCUCUCUCUCUCUCUCUCUCUCUCUCUAACUCUCUCUAAGAAGAAACGAGACCAACCAGUAACAGAAAACUUUGCAUUUGAGAGGAGAGAAGAGGGAAGAAUGGAUCAAGUGUACGAGCAAGGAGUGACGGCGACGGGCAAGAAGCCCAAGACGAAGAUUGUUUGCACUCUGGGACCCGCCUCGAGGUCUGUGCCCAUGAUCGAGAAGCUUCUGAAGGCCGGCAUGAACGUCGCUCGCUUCAACUUCUCUCAUGGAUCUCACGAUUACCACCAGGAAACCCUAGAUAAUCUCGGGCAGGCCAUGGACAACACCGGAAUUCUCUGCGCCGUCAUGCUUGACACCAAGGGUCCGGAGAUUCGAACUGGAUUUUUGAAAGAUGGGAAACCCAUCCAACUGAAGCAAGGUCAGGAAAUCACCAUAUCCACUGACUAUAGCAUAAAGGGUGAUGAGAACAUGAUCUGCAUGAGCUAUAAAAAGUUGGCUGUGGAUGUCAAGCCAGGGAUGGUGAUACUUUGUGCUGAUGGUACCAUCUCAUUUACAGUUUUAAGUUGCGAUGUGGAAAAGGGGUUGGUUAGGUGCCGAUGUGAGAACUCCGCUGUUCUUGGUGAGAGAAAGAAUGUUAAUCUCCCAGGGGUUAUAGUGGACCUCCCAACCUUGACGGAGAAAGACAAGGAAGAUAUUCUGCAAUGGGGUGUUCCAAAUAAGAUUGAUAUGAUUGCUCUGUCUUUUGUAAGGAAAGGUUCUGACCUGGUAGAGGUCAGGAAGCUACUUGGGAAGAACGCCAAGAAGAUCCUUCUCAUGUCCAAGGUUGAGAAUCAAGAAGGUGUGGCUAAUUUUGAUGACAUCCUUGCAAAGUCAGAUGCAUUUAUGGUGGCACGAGGUGAUCUCGGAAUGGAAAUCCCCAUUGAGAAGAUCUUUCUUGCACAGAAGGUGAUGAUCUACAAGUGCAACAUCCAAGGAAAACCUGUUGUUACAGCAACACAGAUGUUGGAGUCCAUGAUCAAGUCACCCCGACCAACUAGAGCCGAAGCCACUGAUGUUGCAAAUGCCGUUCUUGAUGGUACUGACUGUGUCAUGCUAAGUGGUGAAACGGCUGCUGGAGCCUACCCUGAACUCGCAGUUCGAACCAUGGCUAAAAUAUGCGUAGAAGCUGAGAGCACCAUUGAUUAUGGGGAUGUCUUUAAGAGGAUUAUGGAACACUCACCAGUGCCAAUGAGUCCUUUGGAAAGCUUGGCUUCCUCUGCUGUGAAGAUGGCCAACUCAUCAAAAGCAACUCUUAUACUAGUAUUAACCAGGGGAGGAAGUACUGCAAAACUGGUGGCCAAGUACAGGCCAGGCAUGCCCAUUUUGUCUAUUGUCGUCCCUGAGAUCAAGACCGAUUGCUUUGAUUGGUCAUGCAGUGAUGAAUCCCCAGCAAGGCAUAGCCUGAUUUUCCGAGGGUUGGUUCCGGUUUUAAGUGCAGGAUCUGCAAGGGCCUCUCAUGCUGAGACUACCGAAGAAUCUCUCGAAUCUGCCAUUCAACAUGCCAAGUCGAGGGGCCUCUGCAAGAGUGGAGAUUCUGUUGUGGCUCUUCACCGUGAUGGAACUGCCUCUGUCAUCAAGAUCUUGACUGUCAAGUGAUUAUCAGAUACACUUAAAUUUUUGAAUUCUCUUUUUCCAUGUUUUUUGUUUUUGCCAAAGGAAAAAGGUCUUUGUUAUUGUUUUGGCUGGGGUUGUGAUACACCCUCAGAUAAUUUUGCUACUACGUUGUGUUUCGGGAUAGAAACACAUUACCUACCAUUUUUAUAUACUCCCAAGUCCUAUCUAACUUAGCUGAAUUAUUAAAAUAUUUUCUCAAA
Messenger RNA from Morus notabilis, 1886 nucleotides. RefSeq names its product pyruvate kinase, cytosolic isozyme. The record is from RefSeq and is a predicted model, not a curated record. Lineage: Eukaryota; Viridiplantae; Streptophyta; Magnoliopsida; Rosales; Moraceae. Gene Ontology annotation, biological process: glycolytic process. The transcript is spliced from 3 exons. Gene Ontology annotation, cellular component: cytoplasm. Gene Ontology annotation, molecular function: pyruvate kinase activity; potassium ion binding; magnesium ion binding. The coding region runs from base 148 to 1668 and encodes 506 amino acids.